Messenger RNA from Myzus persicae (green peach aphid), 1623 nucleotides. RefSeq names its product protein timeless-like. Gene Ontology annotation, biological process: DNA replication checkpoint signaling; DNA repair; replication fork arrest. Gene Ontology annotation, molecular function: DNA binding. Lineage: Eukaryota; Metazoa; Arthropoda; Insecta; Hemiptera; Aphididae. The transcript is spliced from 5 exons. Gene Ontology annotation, cellular component: replication fork protection complex. The record is from RefSeq and is a predicted model, not a curated record. The coding region runs from base 1 to 699 and encodes 232 amino acids.
AUGGCUUACGAAGGUUAUAAAAUUGCAAAACAACUAUCGAUGGCAGAACAGCAAAAAUCUGAUGAUGUUCAAAUAUAUGUCCGACAAUUGUAUUUAGUAGUCAUGGCCAUUAAAGAAGUAGUUGAGACUAUCGAAUUAUAUCGAAAAAUAUCUGUUACGCCAUUAACCAACAUAGAUCUAUUACAAGAUCUUGAAUGUAAUAACUCACCAGAAUCUACAACUUGGAAAGAAGAUAUCAAGUCAUUAUUCUCAAUGCUAAUUCAUUUCUAUAAUAGUGACUUACAGACAUUUGAAUACUUGCUAGAUUUAAUAAUUACAAAUCACAAGUUGAUAUUAUUGUUAGAUAAUUUAGAUUAUUGGACUUCAAAUGAUACUACUGAACAUUUCAAAAGAUUUGCUACUGCCGACAUAAUGUAUAAGUAUGGAACUGUUCUACAAAAUUACACUAAAAAUGAUGAAUUAGUCAAUGACGCCAUAUUAACUUUGAUACGUCAUGUAUUUGGAGACUGUGAAUUGAAUUCAGUGAUUUUACAACCAAUUAUUUUGGAAACAUUAUUGAAAAUAACUGAAAAUGACUAUAAUCCGUGUAAAAAGUGGCGUGAUUUGAUUGAACGUGUUUUAAAUUUAAGCAAGUUCCGUGCUAUUUGUUCAGCUUAUGCAGAGAGUAGAAUCACUAGAAAGAUACAGAAGAAAAUAUAAGCAUACAUGGAAAUAAGUUGUAGUAUGCUAUAGUAGGUAUACGGAAGUAUAUUACAUAUGGUAGGAAUUGAUAACAUAUUAGUACUUAGUAGUCACUUGUUAGUCAAAAUAAUAAGUAGUAUAGGCCCAUGAAGCCAAUGAGCUGAAACAACAUAAUAUUGUAGCUGCAGUAUAUGAAAGUGGUGAGAGAAAUAGUGGUGUGUCGUGUGUGCUUCGCGGUCAAGUACGGGACCCAUAAAUAUAUAAUACGUGAUGGCGUGUCUUCAUUCGUCUUUUGUUUUAUUAUAUGUUCUUAUAUAACUUCCAUUAUUUAAAUUUAACUGUUAUUAUUAACUGUUACUACUGUCAAAUUAUAAUUCUGUUGUCUCAGCACAUUUGCUUCAUUGGCUUGAAGUAUAUCAAUAAAUAUCUACAUACCUAAUAAUCAUUUAUUUCACCAAAAUAUUAUUCUCACUAUACUAUUAUAUAGGUAGGUAGAUACCGUUGUAAAAAAAUAUUUGUAAUUUACUAUCUGUAGUAGCCUGUAAAACACACCCUUAUGAUGUAAUUCAUCAGUCAAUAGGUAUGUCAUGAUGGUGAGUGAUGACUGUGCAUUCUUACCUACCUAACACCUAUUUUAUAAUUCUUAUGUGGUUAAUGGUUAUGUAGCAGUAGCAUCAACCUUGUAGUAGCCAGUAGGUAGGUACCUAGGUACCUACCUAACUAUUCGAAUAAUUACCUCACUAAUGUAUGUUUUUUUUUAUUAUUAUUAAUAGCAUAGGUACAUGUUAUUUUAGAUAAAACAUUGUAAGUGACUCAGUGACUGUGUGUUGUCCAAGUAAAUUCUGAAUCAGAACUUACACUUUCCAAAAUAGAGGCAUAUCCGGUGGCCCAAAGUCACUCAGUCAGUAGUCAGUAGUCAGUAGUAAGUAGUUUGUAUGUAGA